AUGCCAUUUCUGCUGUACCCCUACACUAAGGGAUUGUACCAGGGUACUCUACAGGACAAAGUGCCUUACAAAGGAAUUGCUGUCGCCCUGGUCAUGACACUUAUCCCCUGUGCCAUUGGGAUCUUCUUGGAUGAAAAGAAGCCUCAGUGUGCUCGCCGCUUUGUUAAAGUAAGUGGGGAUUGCAGUACUAUUUGGAUCUCACUUCGCAUAUCUAUGUAAAUGCUGUAGGGGAAGUCCUUUAUCUUCCAUUAUUUCUUCUGCCCUGCACAUGGAAAGGGUUUUUUUAAAAAUACCAAAUAAGAAAUUGUGCACUGCAAUUCUUUUCUCUUUGUAUUACCUGCUGCCUCAGUGCAAAGUUCAGCCCACAGUGCUAGAUUUGAAAGGUAAGCAAUGCUUGAUUUUGAAUUUCCUUGUUUUGUUUAAUUUGCCCUAUCCUCAUGCAUUGAGCUUAUUCACUUUUUUCUGCUGUUGAAAUGUUUUUUGUGUUUGAAGUCUCUGUUGCCAGGGACAAAAUGUCCAAAUAAUGCAUGUAUCAAAAUGAGAUGUAUUAUCCUGCUUUGAAAUGCAGGUCACUUUUUUACUAUUUACUGAGCAUUAACACUCAGUAAAUUUAUUUGCAAGGGGGUUGAACAAUGUCAAGCAAUAGAUGGCCCACACUUUCUAGUGCAUUUUACUAUUACUUUUGUUACAGCAAAAAAUCAGUGGGGGUGAAGGAGGAAACCCUAUUUGUGUGUUCCAUUCCCACCAACCUCAUAUGUACAUUCUUUUCCUAACUCAAAUGUCCAACCCUGUAGCUGCCAAUGGCUGGGGUAGCUGUUCUGCAACUCUGGGAGAGUGGAAUGAACCAGGGGCCAAUGUCAAUUAGUCAAAGAGAGGAAUGGGGGAAUUGUCUCAUCACUGUGCAAGACUGAAUGAGUGAAGCAGCUUCCUCCCAUAGUCUAUGAGGUAUGUGGCACAAGGGAACUGCAAUACACAGAAGGGCAUUAAUGUAACAGAUGAUGCCCAGUUUUGGAUUAAAUGCAGUGGUGUUUUGUUUUAACCUCUCUUCCUUUUUCAGGCAGGUAAGAUUGUUCUGCUUGUGCUAUCUAUCACAAUAAUUGUUCUGAGUGUGGUCAGUUUCGGACGCAGUAUCUUGAUCAUCUUCUCUCCACGCUUGCUGGGGACAUCAGCUUUGAUGCCUGUUAUUGGCUUCUCCUUGGGCUAUAUCCUGUCUGCAUUCUUCAGCUUCAGUGAUCA
Molecule: messenger RNA, 1236 nt
Organism: Podarcis lilfordi (Lilford's wall lizard)
Lineage: Eukaryota; Metazoa; Chordata; Lepidosauria; Squamata; Lacertidae
Source: the annotation of a GenBank genome assembly